UAACCUAUUAGAUUUGAAAAGGAUUAAAUGAUGAAAAUUUAAUACUGAAUGAAUGAGAUAAUAAUGAAGUUUUCUUGGAUUCUUAUUUUUUUAAUCCCACGAAUAUGUUCAGCAUGGGAUUCAGAACAAUUGGAAAUUUUUGAUGUAGUUGAAGAAGUACAAGAAAAUUUUUAUAGCCUCCUGAAUGUUACCAACGAUGCUACUAAUGAUCAGAUAAAGUCAGCCUUCAGAAAACUUUCGCUAAAACUGCACCCUGACAAAAAUGUAGAUAGAGAUACUUCUGCUGAAUUUAGGAAUUUAGUGAGCGUUUAUGAUGUUUUGAAGACACCUUCGAAGAGAAAAUAUUAUGAUGAUAUAUUGAAGAAUGGUUUGCCCAAUUGGAGGAGUGCAGUUUAUUAUUAUCGAUAUGUUCGUAAAAUGGGAAUGACUGAAGUUUGCAUUAUUCUGUUUUUGAUUAUCUCAGUGGGACAGUACCUAGUGAACUGGGCAGCAUACUUUGAAAAAAAAUAUGAAUUGGAGCAAACUAGGAAAAAGAAAAGAAAAGAUAGGGAUAAAACUGAAAUCCUUGAGCUGGAAAAACCCACUAUUUAUGACACAUUACCAAUACAAAUACCUCGUUUGAUUUGGUUCAUUAUUACAUCUGUACCAAAUGCUAUAGUUGCUUUGAAAUUGAUGCUUUCAUAUCAAAUUCAAGAAACCAUAAAGAAGCCUCCACCAGAAGAGGUGCCUGUGGAAAUUCCAAAGAUUAAAACUGUCAGGAAGAGAAACAAAGGAUUUUCAAUUCCUGAAGGUCCUAAUUUUGAAACCACCUAUAAUCCAAAAACAUCUCAAGAUUCUGCAUCGAAUGCUCCUCCAAUCAGUGGGGGUCUCUGGACAGAUGAUGACUUAACAGAACUAAUCAAAUUGAUAAAAAAAUAUCCUGGUGGUUCAAGCAACCGCUGGGAUAUUAUAGCAGAGGCUCUUGGACGUUCAGUACCAGAAGUAACUUAUAUGGCUGCUAAAGUAAAAGAAAAUGGAUAUCGACUUCCAAACGAGGAAGAAAAAGUCUUAGAGCCUGUAGCUGUCAAGAUGAAGACCAAGAAAGAUAUACUUCUACCAGAAGAAACUAAAGAAGUACAGAGUUGGAAUCAAGAUCAACAAAAAGCAUUGGAAGAGGCUCUUCUCAGAUAUCCAAAAGGAUGUAAUGAUAGAUGGGAUAGGAUAGCAGAGCAUGUACCAAACAAGAAUAAAGAAGAGUGUAUCCUUAGAUUCCGCUUCUUAGCUGAGAACCUUAAGAAACAGAAAGAAAAACAGAAAGAAGAAGAUUCGGAGAAAAAGGAAGAAGACAUCAAGGAUUGACUGUGAAAAUUGUUUAUACCUAUUAAAGUAUUCCAUAUCAA
Coccinella septempunctata (seven-spotted ladybird) is the source of this 1379-nucleotide messenger RNA. Its product is annotated as dnaJ homolog subfamily C member 1. Gene Ontology annotation, cellular component: endomembrane system. The transcript is spliced from 5 exons. NCBI's taxonomy places the organism in Eukaryota, Metazoa, Arthropoda, Insecta, Coleoptera, Coccinellidae. The record is from RefSeq and is a predicted model, not a curated record. The coding region runs from base 49 to 1338 and encodes 429 amino acids.